Brachypodium distachyon (stiff brome) is the source of this 2216-nucleotide messenger RNA. Its product is annotated as histone-lysine N-methyltransferase ASHR3. Gene Ontology annotation, biological process: regulation of DNA-templated transcription. The record is from RefSeq and is a predicted model, not a curated record. Gene Ontology annotation, cellular component: chromatin; nucleus. Gene Ontology annotation, molecular function: histone H3K36 methyltransferase activity; protein binding. Lineage: Eukaryota; Viridiplantae; Streptophyta; Magnoliopsida; Poales; Poaceae. The coding region runs from base 582 to 2054 and encodes 490 amino acids. The transcript has 11 exons.
GUCUCGCUGCCGAGCACCCCCAACCCCGUCGCUGGUCUUCUUCCUCCUCGCGCGAGCGCCGCCAAUACCCAUCCACUGCCAAGCGCCCCAGCCCCCUCGCUCCGUCGCUCGUCUUCCUCCUCGGGCAAGCGCCGCCACCAGGUUGAUCUCUCCUUCGAUUCUCUCGCUCCCGGCCGUUUAUCCUCCCAUCACCUCGCGAAUGGAUUCCGGCCUUUAGGCCCCCGUUUCAUCUCCUUAAUCUCCCCCAAUUCGUAACUGAGGCAAAAAUCAAGGUAGGGCGGCCGCCCUACCUUUCCCUACUGGCUCCUCCGCCCGUGGUGCCGGCACCGGCACCGGCACCGGCAACGGACUAUGUGGACGAGGGUGCCAUUGCGGUCACCACCUACCGUGAGGCACGCUGCAGUGGUGCCAAGAAGUCGUCCUCUGCUCUGCUGCCUUUGUCCGCGGCGGUGGCACCGACGCCAGCAUUGGGCCAGGUGCUCGAAGACUACGUGAAAGAGGGCACAUUCUCUGUCACUGCCUGCCCUGAAUCACAGCGCAGCAGCGGGAAGAAGUCCUCUUUGUCUGAGCCUCCUUCUUCCAUGGCAGCAAUUGCGCCGACAUCCGGUCGGACGCUUGAGGAUCAUGCAAAGGAGUGGGCGGCGCGGAAGGUAGCUUCAGGUGCUGCCCUGCACCAUUGUGUGUUGCCAUUCCUCACUGGUGCGCCCAAAGCGGUUGAAUGUCGUUUGUGCAAUAAGAUUAUCUAUCCAUUGGAAGAAAUAAAAUGUUCGGUUAGCCGUUGUGAACAAAUGUUCCAUCUGACCUGUGCGGUGGAAAAUGCUACAAAUCUAACCACAGAAAGCUUCAAGUGCCCUCAACAUGGCUGCAUGGUUUGUAAGCAAAAGACGUUUUUUUGGCGCUGUGGACGUUGUACAGUUGCAGCACAUACAAAAUGUGCACCGUGGCCGCUAAUUCAUCUAAAAGAUGACCAAGGAAGUGCAAUUUGCUGGAGACACCCUUCUAAUUGGCUCCUUCAAAAUGAGAAUGCUGACCUGACAAACAACAUAGAGGAAGUCUUCUGUCGGCUACCUCUGCCAUAUGUCAAUGAAGAAUUCAAUAUUGAUUCAACCAUUAGGGACUUCACGGCAAUUGUUUGCAAACCACCCUCAUAUAUACAUAUCAGGCGCAAUGUAUAUUUAGUAAAGAAGAAACGAGCCGAUUCAAGUGCGGAGACUGGGUGCACAAAUUGCAGAGCAGAUUCUGUUUGCAAAGAUGAUUGUGAAUGCAGGGGUCUUUCUAUGAGUUGUUCCAAGAGUUGCCACUGCUCAGAUCUAUGUACCAACAAGCCAUUCCGCAAGGAUAAGAAAAUUAAAAUUGUCAAGUCAGAAGGCUGUGGAUGGGGUGCUAUUGCAUUGGAGCCGUUGGAGAAAUGUGAUUUUAUUAUCGAGUAUGUUGGUGAAGUCAUUGAUGAUGCAACAUGUGAGCAGCGGCUUUGGGAGAUGAAACGGCGUGGUGACAAAAAUUUCUACAUGUGUGAAAUCAGCAAAGAUUAUACAAUAGAUGCAACAUUUAAAGGAAAUACUUCACGUUUUCUAAACCAUAGUUGUGAUCCAAACUGUAAACUAGAAAAAUGGCAAGUUGAUGGUGAGACAAGAGUCGGUGUUUUUGCCUCUCGUUUCAUCGAAGUUGGAGAGCCCUUAACUUAUGAUUACAGGUUUGUGCAUUUUGGGGAGAAGGUCAAGUGCCACUGCGGUGCAAAGAGUUGCCAAGGAUAUUUGGGCAGCCAGCUAAAGAAUCCAACGCAGGAUGCUCUUGCAGCUGCAAGCCAGUUGCUCACGCAAGGCAGCUUCUCCCCUUCAAGACUUAAACCAGAGACUCACUUGUUACCCUGGACCAACUGUAUAGAGGUUCCUUUCAAUUUGAGGAGCAAAACGAAAAUAGACCGGCUAUGCUGGGGACGCAAACGGCAGAGGACGUCCCUCGUAGACCCUUCUGCAGGAAGCAUGCAGACAUCGGAUAUUGAAGCUGCUGCAUCCGUGACUGAACUGUCGAGAGGCGGAGCCGCGGGCUCAUGAUGUAUAAUAAAUAUAUCGUGGCACAUUAUUAGUACAUUGAAAAACUAUUCUUUAACAGUUGCUCAAUCCCGAGCACUUUUUUUUUUGGCUGUUGUAGCAUGUAACAUUGUUCACUUGGCAAUUUAUAAUUGAAAUUGGUUAGAAUGCUCUAUCUAUUGUAAC